This is a messenger RNA of Odocoileus virginianus texanus, 2877 nucleotides long. NCBI's taxonomy places the organism in Eukaryota, Metazoa, Chordata, Mammalia, Artiodactyla, Cervidae. The record is from RefSeq and is a predicted model, not a curated record.
GAUUGUUCCAGUUUAGAAGAAUAUAACAUUGCUGCAGCAUUACUCCCUCUGACUAGUGCUUUCUAUAGGAAACUGGCCCCUGGAGUCAGCCAGUUUGCUUACACCUGUGUACAGGACCACCCCAUUUGGACGAAUCAGCAGUUUUGGGAGACAACCUUUUAUAAUGCAGUGCAGGAACAGGUUCGCUCCCUGUAUCUCUCGGCCAAGGAGGACAAUCAUGCCCUGCCUCUGAAGCAAAAGGAUAAACUUCCUGAUGACCAAUAUCAGGAGAAGACAGCAAUGGACCUGGCAGCUGAGCAGCUACGCCUUUGGCCUACUCUGAGCAAAUCAACUCAGCAGGAGCUGGUGCAGCGUGAGGAAAGCACUGUCUUUAGUCAAGCCAUUCACUUUGCAAACCUCAUGGUCAAUCUGCUGGUUCCGCUGGAUUCAAGUAAAAACAAGCUCCUAAGAGCGUCAGCCCCAGGAGACUGGGAGAGUGGGAGCAACAGCAUUGUCACUAACAGUAUUGCAGGAAGUGUAGCUGAGAGCUAUGAUACAGAAAGUGGGUUUGAAGAUUCAGAGAAUAAUGACAUUGCCAAUUCUGUUGUGCGUUUCAUUACUCGAUUUAUUGACAAAGUUUGUACGGAGAGUGGAGUUACUCAGGAUCAUAUCAAGAGCCUGCAUUGCAUGAUACCAGGAAUUGUAGCUAUGCACAUUGAAACCCUAGAAGCAGUGCAUCGAGAGAGUAGAAGACUUCCACCUAUUCAGAAGCCCAAGAUUCUUAGACCUGCUCUACUGCCAGGAGAAGAAAUUGUUUGUGAAGGCCUUCGAGUCCUACUGGAUCCUGAUGGGAGAGAAGAAGCCGCUGGAGGCCUUCUUGGAGGCCCUCAGCUCCUGCCAGCAGAAGGAGCGUUGUUCCUUACCACAUACAGAAUUCUGUUCAGAGGGACUCCCCAUGAUCAACUAGUUGGUGAGCAGACAGUUGUACGAAGUUUCCCCAUUGCCUCCAUCACCAAGGAGAAGAAGAUCACAAUGCAGAAUCAACUACAACAGAACAUGCAAGAAGGACUGCAGAUCACAUCGGCAUCUUUCCAGUUGAUUAAAGUAGCAUUUGAUGAAGAAGUGAGUCCAGAAGUAGUAGAGAUCUUUAAGAAACAGCUGAUGAAGUUUCGUUAUCCUCAGUCCAUUUUUACCACCUUUGCUUUUGCUGCUGGACAAACUACCCCGCAAAUCAUUUUACCCAAGCAGAAGGAAAAGAACACUUCCUUUCGCACUUUCUCAAAAACAAUUGUGAAAGGUGCUAAAAGGGCAGGCAAAAUGACAAUUGGGCGGCAGUAUUUAUUGAAGAGGAGGACAGGGACAAUUGUGGAAGAGAGAGUGAACCGUCCUGGAUGGAAUGAAGAAGAUGACAUAUCUGUUUCAGAUGAUAGUGAACUCCCCACGAGUACCACUCUGAAGGCCUCGGAGAAAUCUACAAUGGAACAGCUAGUAGAAAAAGCUUGUUUCAGAGACUAUCAGCGUUUAGGUUUGGGAACCAUAAGUGGCAGCUCUUCUCGCUCUAAACCAGAGUACUUUCGAAUUACUGCCUCUAACAGGAUGUAUUCACUCUGCCGGAGCUAUCCUGGCCUUUUAGUUGUACCUCAAGCUGUACAGGACAAUAGUUUACCAAGAGUAGCCCGCUGCUAUCGACAUAAUCGCCUGCCUGUUGUAUGUUGGAGAAACUCAAGAAGCAGUACCCUGCUCCUCCGAUCUGGAGGAUUCCAUGGGAAGGGAGUGGUUGGCCUUUUCAAGUCUCAGAACUCCCCUCAGGCAGCUCCUACCUCCUCUUUAGAAUCUUCCAGUAGCAUAGAACAAGAGAAGUACUUGCAAGCAUUACUGAGUGCAGUUUCUGUCCAUCAGAAACUCAGUGGCAAUAACCCUCUUACUGUCAGGCCAACACUUGCUCUGUCUCCAGGGACUGAAAGGAGGACUUCAAGAAUGUCCACUGUGCUUAAGCAGGUAGUGCCAGGACAUUUGGAUGUAAACCCAUCCAAUAGCUUUGCUCGAGGAGGUGUUUGGGCAAGUCUUCGCUCUAGCACUCGCCUGAUCAGCUCUCCAACAUCCUUCAUUGAUGUUGGCGCCCGGCUGGCAGGCAAGGAUCACUCCACCUCCUUCAGUAACAGCACUUACCUGCAAAACCAGCUCUUGAAACGUCAAGCAGCCCUUUAUAUAUUUGGUGAGAAGUCACAGCUAAGGAACUUCAAGUUAGAAUUUGCUUUAAAUUGUGAGUUUGUGCCUGUUGAAUAUCAUGACAUCCGACAAGUGAAAGCCAGUUUCAAAAAGCUGAUGAGGGCUUGUGUUCCAAGUGCCAUCCCUACUGACUCAGAAGUGACCUUCCUAAGAGCCCUGGGAGACUCUGAGUGGUUCCCACAGCUUCAUAGGAUAUUGCAGCUGGCUGUGGUUGUUUCAGAAGUACUUGAGAAUGGUUCCUCAGUUUUGGUGUGUUUGGAAGAAGGCUGGGACAUCACUGCACAAGUGACCUCCCUGGUUCAGUUACUCAGUGAUCCCUUUUAUAGGACACUUGAAGGCUUCCGGAUGCUGGUCGAAAAGGAGUGGCUCUCUUUUGGUCAUAAAUUCAGUCAGCGGAGCAGCUUGACCCUCAGCUGUCAGGGCAGUGGUUUCACUCCAAUCUUCCUACAGUUCUUAGACUGUGUACACCAGGUAAGUAGAGCAAGUUUAAAUCGAGUAGAUACGAAAGCAAGAACAGAACUAGCAUUUAUUGAGUAUUGCCUUGCUGUGCCAGGUAUCUUUAUGUCACAACUCUGAUGGACUCAGCCAUAGACUUGAUGAAAUCUCAGUGGUAGAUUUCUGGAAAUGGAAAAGCAAAAGAAGUAGUUGGUUUCUUCUUUUUUAGUUUUU